AUGGCCGCCUCCACCAUGUCCGUCUGCUCUGACGCUCGCACCAACUCCUCCUGGCAGGUGGAUGACUGCCCAGAGAGCUGCUGUGAGCCCUGCUGCUGUGCCCCCACCCCCUGCCUGACCCUUGUCUGCACCCCAGUGAGCUGUGUGUCCAGCCCCUGCUUCCAGUCUGUCUGCUGCACACCCUCAUGCUGCCAGCAGUCUAGCUGCCAGCCAGCUUGCUGCACCUGCUCCCCCUGCCAGCAGUCCUGCUGUGUGACUCUCUGCUGCAAGCCUGUCUGCUGCACACCCAUCUGCUCUGGCUCCUCCUCAUGCUGCCAGCAGUCUAGCUGCCAGCCCUCAUGCUGCCAGCCCUCCUGCUGCCAGCCAUCCUGCUGUGUGCCUGUCUGCUGCAAGCCUGUCUGCUGCACACCCAUCUGCUCUGGCUCCUCCUCCUGCUGCCAGCCAUCCUGCUGUGCUCCUGUCUGCUGCAAGCCCUGCUCCAGCAUGUCCCUGCUCUGCCGCCCCGUGUGCAGACCCGCCUGCUGCCUGCCCACCUCCUCCUGCUGUGCCUCCUCCUGCCAGCCCAGCUGCUGCCGCCCAGCCUCCUGUGUGUCCCUGCUCUGCCGCCCUGCCUGCUCCCGCCAGGCCUGCUGUGGCCUCUCCUCGGGCCAGAAGUCCAGCUGCUGAUGGGCCUGUCCUCUAAUGAGAACAGUUCCUGCAUCUCCAGUGAGUGCGGGGGAGCCAGACCUCACAGAAGAAUAUGUCCACACUCUGUGCUCGUCACUCUGUAGCAGACCAUGACAGUGCCCUCCUUCCUCUGCCCCUGCCUUCUCCAUGUCAAGCAAUCUCACCUCACUGUGACUCCCCUCCUCUGAAUACACUUGAGCCUUUCUGAGCAAUAAAGACCCUGA
Meriones unguiculatus (Mongolian gerbil) is the source of this 890-nucleotide messenger RNA. RefSeq names its product keratin-associated protein 10-3-like. The record is from RefSeq and is a predicted model, not a curated record. Gene Ontology annotation, cellular component: keratin filament. Bases 1 to 666 code for a protein of 221 amino acids. NCBI's taxonomy places the organism in Eukaryota, Metazoa, Chordata, Mammalia, Rodentia, Muridae. The transcript is spliced from 2 exons.